Messenger RNA from Cylas formicarius (sweet potato weevil), 4584 nucleotides. RefSeq names its product bromodomain adjacent to zinc finger domain protein 1A (gene Acf). The transcript is spliced from 13 exons. Lineage: Eukaryota; Metazoa; Arthropoda; Insecta; Coleoptera; Brentidae. The record is from RefSeq and is a predicted model, not a curated record. Gene Ontology annotation, biological process: chromatin remodeling. The coding region runs from base 246 to 4397 and encodes 1383 amino acids. Gene Ontology annotation, molecular function: protein binding.
UUUAAUCACCUUGAGCAAAUUGAUUUUGACAGUUGCCUUUUUAAUAGACGUGAGCGUUGGAAGCCGACAAAUUUUCCUUGGAAAAAGCAAAUUUUCGAAAAGUCAGUGGUUGCCACAUAAUUUUGUAGUUGAGAGCGGCGAGCAUUGCGGAACUUGCGUCGAUUUGCCGAGCGUUACGGAUAUGUAAAGUGUUGACAAUACGUUUCUGGUUUUCCCUCCAAAUAUUUUUUCCAUCAGAACUUAAUAUGCCUUUGCUGAGGAAGCAAGUGUUUGAAAGGCAAGCUUUGCCUGAGUAUCUUAGAGAUGACGAAGAGGUGUUUUAUUGCGAAAUUACCAAUGAAAUAUUUAGAGAUUAUCAGGAUUUUUCUGAAAGGAUGUUCCUUUGCAACUCAAUGGUGUGGACAUGUUCCUUGACCGGGAAAUCACAUUUGACCUACCAGGAAGCCAUGGAAAGUGAAGAACACGCCAAACAGAGCCUUAAAGAGUUUCCAAAUGAGCUUAAGUUGCCUAUACUUUAUUUGGCUUCUCUCACGAAGAGGACUAGUUUUGGUGAUAUGGCAGAAGACGUGUAUUUGUACGCAAAGGACAGACAUUUUGUAGGAGAAAAUGUUGAAACCACCUUUGGGUCGAAUAAAUGGAAAGAUUGUCAAAUUCUUUCUGUCGUAUGUCCAAAAGGAGUUGAAGUUAAACCAGACUUCAAAAAUGGUUCCAGCCCAGAACGCCAUUUUGUACCCUCAGCUUCGUCAUACAAAUACGAAAUCGAACAUCUAGAUUCAGAAGACAAAGACAUAAGUGAAAUUAUGAUAGUAAACAGCGGCGAAUUAAGAAGAAAAAAACAAUAUUUCACCAGGGAGAAAUGCAAGCUAUUUUUGAAGCAGUGCAUCCAACAAGAUGAACAGGGUAUAUUUACGUUAAAGCAAGAUAUCCUCGAACAAUUCUCCCUAAAAAGUGUUAGGUGGGAGCAUGUGUUUGAUGGUCCGUUGCCCAACUUUCAGACUUCGAAGAAAUUGGAGAAAACAACCAACGGCUUAAAAAAAAAACAAAAGCAGGAGACCCUGACAAAGUAUCUGAAGAGGAACGGUCUGACGAUGAAGGGGGACGGCGAGAAAGACAAUAACGUGAAAAGGGGUAAUUUGCUGGAGCAGAUGAAAAAAAGGGAGGAGGAGUUCAAAAUCAAGAAGCAAAUGAACGACGAACAAAAGGCGGCGAUAAGGGAGGAGAAGAAAUACCAAUCGAACGUGUUGGAGCAGCAAGUCAAAAUGUGGAUGGCCCGCAAGGAAGAUCUGGAGUUGGAAGAUCAAGUCAAAUUGCCGGUGGGAGCGCCGGUCAACAUGAAAAUUCCUGACUUGUAUUUCGGCGACGUCCUUUCCAUAAUGGAAUUCCUUCAUACGUUCUCUUCGUUUCUCUCUGUCGAAGAUUUUUUUCCCCAAGGCUUCACGUUGGACGUCAUGGAGCGGGCUUUGUGUAAAGUGGAGAUAGCUGGGCCGUUCGCAGACGCGGUUCUCAUGUUGCUGACUGCCAUUUUCAAUUUGCAAGAAGUGGAAAACAGUAAUUAUAGCACGCCGGUCGAAAAUAUCAAAGACGAAGAAAACUUACCCGUGAGUCCAAAAGAUUUGCGAGAAGCUGCGCUUGUCGCGACCCUGGCUGCGAAAAACCAAAAGAAAUGCUACGGGGUUUCUUCAAAUAAACUGCCCGUUCACAAUCUGACGUUGUCAGAGGUGCUCCGCUUACACCUUUUAACUUCCGGCGCCCGGUUACACUACUCGGGCACCAGGUGGCGGUCCGCUUUGCGAGGCGGUUAUGCGAGCGAAGACGACCCCGCCCUUCACCUAAUGAUAAACGAAGGCCAUAUUUUAAAAAAUUUAGCUGUUCGAAACGUGGUGCAAUUUCCCAUCGGCGACAAGGUGAAAAUCCUUUCAUGUCUGACGAAUCAACUGCUGACGUACACUGAUCUGAGAGAAACACUCGACGAGAAGAUCGAGAAAGCCAAAAAAAGCAAGUUCCUGCUGAAAACGAAAAAAGCACUGGAAUCGAAAAGGGUCCAUAAAUACAUCACUGAUAAGAAGGACCUGAGGAACCAACUGAAGGGCGAUAAGGUGGCGUUGGACGAGGCCCUGCUGAAGUUGCAAGAGGACAACGAGAUCAAGCAGGCGAAGGCGGCUAACAAAAUAAGACAGUUGCUGAUCGCGUCCAGCGAUUGGCGCCCUCUAUUGGGAAGAGAUCGGGCGUAUCGUCAGUAUCUCAGAAUAGAAUCGGUUCCCGGACUAUUUAUUAAUUGGGAAGACGAGCUUGCGGGUCACUGUCUCGACAAAGUUACCGUCCAGUAUCCGGAGCUAGUGAACGCGAACAGAUCUCAAAUUAGGAGUCACAUUAAAAAAACGCACGGUUUAAAUGGCGACAAAGAAAAUACGCCUUCUCCAAAAAAAAUCAACGGCGCUAGAAGCGUGCUAGAAGACAACCAGGCAAGCUUGCUGAUGUGCACGGCGAACGUUUCGACCUGCCCUGUACAUAACGUCGGUUCGAAACGCGUGAAGUGGUCGUUUUUACACGAUAAAGAGCAACUGUUCGAUCUUAUCAAGUCCUUAAACAAGAGAGGCAUCAGAGAGAGUAAUCUCAAAGAGUACGUUUGCGGGUACGAGAGUAAUUUGGUGAAUUUAAUUGAAAAAACGCCGGUGGCCAUUUUGAAUCCCGAACUCGAUAUCGAGCGGGGGAAAAAGGAAACUGACGAAGGAAUUGAGGUGAACGGACAUUGCGAUCCGGAAUCGCGACCCGAAGAUGCGUUUGAAGAAUUGCUUUUGGAACAUAUAUUAGAUAUGGAACUGAAAAUUAAUCAAUGCAAAUUAUCCGGAACCGUAGGUAUAUUAGGCAGAGAGCAGUGGAGGAAUUGUCUAAAGGACAGAGACUAUGAUAGGUUCGAGGUAUUGUGGCAAGAAGAGGUUAUGAAAUCCCGCUUGGAUUUUUCCAUAAUGAAUAAAGAUAAACAGGAGAACGAUUCGAGUGAGAAGCAUUUAAAAUUGGAGGAAAAUGAAUCCCUAGUUAAAACCGAGAGCUUGGAAUAUCUGUCAGACGUCUCGGCGUCUAAAGUCAAGAAAGUAAUACGUUCCCUUGCCUGCGCCCUACUGAGGUUGGCUUACUGCAUUCCCGCUAAAUACUUGAAGCAACCAUUGGGCAACGCUGAUCAUAAGAACAACAAAGCCACCGACGUGCACAACAGUUUGGCCAAUUGGGAGGAAUCGGUGCGAAUCGCUACGAGUUUUAGUCAAAUGUUCCUACUGUACGAUACUCUUGAUUCUUGCAUAGUGUGGCCGAAAUUGUAUACGCAGCGACGGUGUCAAAUUUGUCGAAGAGAAAACGCCUCCGAUUCCAUUUUGAAAUGCGACGGCUGCAAUCUUGUACAACAUAUGGCCUGUCUCAAAUCGUCCAAAAUGUCCAUACGUUCGAGGACUAACUGGUUUUGUGAUAAAUGUAAAAUAAAAGCGAAAUUAUUGGGUAAUAAACCGGCCCAGAAGCCGAAAGAAGAGAUCUUUCUAGCGGACGAGGAGGAAGAGGAAGAGAACGUCGAAGAGGAGAGCUCGAAAAGUGAGGAUGAAAGCGAUGCGGACGUUAAAAUAGACCUUUGCAAAACGUGCGGUUCGGGCGGUGAAAUCAUAACCUGCGACGAAUGUUCGAUCGGUUAUCAUAAGGAAUGCGUCGAUCCGCCUUUAAGGAGAUUUCCCAGGCAUGGUUGGACUUGUACCAGCUGUAGUAACCUUACCAAGCAGGACGUCCGCACCAGGGACAAGCUUCAUCGAAACGGCUAUUAUAAAGAAACAGAUAAAUAUGGCAGCGCAGCGGAAUUACCUAGAUCGCACAAUGGUCAGAGACGCUGCGCUGCAAAAGCCAUUCGUAACAUCCAUUUAUUCGUCAAGACUCUGCAUAGGAAAAGCGAAAGCUACUGGCGACAAGAUUCCGGGGAUGAAUUUAACAAAAGCAGCAGUCGAAGGGCUAAUAAGGGGGUACGGCGGGAAGACGCAAGGGAAGAUCUGCCUUUGAACAAUGCUGCCCUUCAAGAUCUUCUCGCCGAAGUCAUGAAGCAUAAGGAUGCGUGGCCGUUCGUUAGGAAAGUUCAAAAAAAUGAGGUACCUGAUUACUUUGACAUCAUUACGAAUCCGAUGGAUUUUGGCACGAUUAAAAAUAAACUAAACAUGGGCGAAUACAGUACGGACAGCCAAGUCAUGAAGGAUAUCGCUCUUAUUUUCGAGAACUGCAAUACUUACAACAGCAGUUCCGAUGAAGUGUACAAAUGUGGGGAAAAGCUUUUAAAUUAUGUUUCGACGCAGGCAAAGAAGUACGGUUUCAAAGUUCCGAGGUUAUCGAACCAGGACGAGCCACGAGUCAAAAAGCGUAGAUACGAAUAGUAACGGUGGCAGCACGUCGAAAUUAGGGAGGAACCUAUUUUUUUAUACGCCACCGAAAACUCACCCGCUUCGUUUCGUAUUUGUACAUAUCUUUUUUUACUGAUUUUUCAAUUUGGUGUACCAUAUUUUGUUCCAUGAACGUCUUACAGCGCUGAUCUAGCAAUUAAAACACACCUUUAUAUUUGAA